Messenger RNA from Drosophila melanogaster (fruit fly), 1761 nucleotides. RefSeq lists its product as uncharacterized. The transcript is spliced from 6 exons. Bases 294 to 1535 code for a protein of 413 amino acids. NCBI's taxonomy places the organism in Eukaryota, Metazoa, Arthropoda, Insecta, Diptera, Drosophilidae. Gene Ontology annotation, biological process: glycolipid catabolic process; carbohydrate metabolic process. Gene Ontology annotation, molecular function: hydrolase activity, hydrolyzing O-glycosyl compounds. The record is from RefSeq and is marked reviewed. Gene Ontology annotation, cellular component: lysosome.
GUGCCUUAGUUCUUAAUGUCUCCAUUUGCCACCGCCACAUAAUAUUUACUUUUCGAGUUCCAUCUAAGUGGCUAAAAUGGCAUUGAUGCGUCUUAAACUGAAGUUCACACUAAAUAUUGGUUUAAUAACCGAUCGGAGUUAAAUAAAUUUUUUAAUUUAGUUUAAUUAAAUACUGAAGGAUUUAAGCUGCAGCUCACAUAAGCUACCAUUGGCUACCAAAAAACCGGCUCCAAUGCGAAAAACGCUAUUACUUAAUUGCGCUGCAAAUAUACAAAUAGAAAUCAUUGAAAACUAUGUUAGCUACUCUUUGGAUCAUAUUACUGAGUAGCACCUUCGGUAAAUGCCUCGACAAUGGGCUUGCCAAAACUCCUCCAAUGGGUUGGCUUUCCUGGGAGAGAUUUCGUUGCAACACGGAUUGCGUGAACGAUCCAGAUAAUUGCAUUAGUGAACAACUAUUUCAAACCAUGACUGAUAUUGUUGUGGCGGAUGGAUAUGCAUCUGUGGGCUAUGAAUACAUAAAUAUCGACGAUUGCUGGUUGGAAAAACAUCGCAGUCACGAUGGAAAAUUGGUAGCUGAUCGCAAACGUUUUCCGAACGGCAUUAAAGCUUUGUCUGAUUAUAUUCACUCGAGAGGCCUCAAGUUUGGAAUUUACGAGGACUACGGCAACUACACCUGCGCCGGAUAUCCGGGCAUUAUUGGUUAUGAGGAGAAGGAUGCCCUUCAAUUCGCGGACUGGAAUGUGGACUACGUGAAGCUAGAUGGUUGCUAUGCUCUGCCCUACGAUAUGGAUCAUGGCUACUCCACUUUCGGUCGACUUCUGAACAGCACGGGCAAAUCGAUGGUGUAUUCCUGCAGCUGGCCAGUUUAUCAGAUUUAUGCGGGAAUACAGCCAAACUACUCGGCCAUCCAAACGCACUGCAACCUGUGGAGGAACUAUGACGACAUCCAGGACUCGUGGGCAUCCGUGGAGAAUAUAAUCGAUUAUUAUGGCAACAACCAGGACGUAAUAGCGCCCAACGCAGGUCCUGGUCAUUGGAACGAUCCAGAUAUGUUGAUUAUCGGAAAUUUCGGACUGAGUUACGAGCAAGCUAAAACCCAAUUCGCAAUUUGGUCAAUUUUGGCCGCUCCACUUUUGAUGUCGGUUGAUUUGAGAACGAUUCGUCCGCAGUUUAAACACAUUCUACAGAAUCGAAAGAUAAUCGCCGUGGAUCAAGAUCCGCUUGGAAUACAGGGAAGAAGGAUUUAUAAACACAAGGGCAUUGAGAUCUGGUCAAGACCGAUUGGACCGCUCUAUCAAAACUUUUACUCCUACGCAAUUGCCUUUGUGAAUAGAAGAACUGAUGGAACUCCAUCGGAUAUUUCGGUUACUUUGAAAGAAUUGGGCUUGAUUAACUUUUCUGGCUACAGAGUGGAGGACCUUUACGAAAAUGUUGACUAUGGAGUUUUAUAUCCCAACACCAAAAUCAAAGUGAAGGUAAAUCCUUCGGGCGUGGUUAUGCUAAAAGGAGAAGUUCAGUACCCAGUUGACUUGUAAAUGCAAUAUGUUUGUUGAGAUCGCCUAUGAUAAUAUUAUUUGAUAUUAAUUUAACCAUAACUUGAAUUCAACCCUUUCUGCGUUAGCGACUGACAAUUUAAUAAAAUAUUCUCUAGUGUAUAGGUUCAACAUUAAAUACUCACACAAUUUAUAAUGAAUAUUAUUUCUAAGCCUCUACAAGCCAAUGUUUAGGUUUACAUAUAUAUCUAAUAAAAGUAAUCAAAUU